CCAAACCAAUAAACCUAUUAAAAUGUCAGACCGAAUAAUGAAUCCGGAAUAAUGUGAAUUAAACCAUUUUCCAGAUCAUGGCAACACAAAAGCCAGGAGAAUGGGCUAAUACUCUUAUUGUUCGGUUUGAGGAACAGUUGCCCUGUCGAAUUGGUCCCCAGACAACCCACUCGAUCAUUAACGAGGAACAAAACAAAGCCUGCAUCAUUCAAAUUUCCAAAUAUCGUUUUGCAUUGGUAUUGGACGGAUUUGUUAAAGUCAUCAAACGAAUCCACGAAUUGUACCAAACAGGCGCUUGUGGGGCUACUCGUCAACACGGUCCAGAAUUGGAAAAGAAUUACUACGAUAGCUUAAUAAUUGUAUUAGAAACAUUAGAAAAAUGUUUCAGUAUUCAACCGAAAGACUCGAUAAGUUUGACGAUGGAGGAGAACAACAAUUUGAAGUGUUUGCUGAAAGAAAUUUGUUCCUUCUUGAUAGCGAGAGAUUUACCCCACGAUAAUCCUAACGUAAUUGCAAUAAAAAUGUUAGCAAGUAAGGUACUAUUCGCAUUGAGCGUUAAUUUUUUUAACGCUGUUUUCAAUCGAAUAUCAUCAAAAUUACAAGAGCUAGCCUCAUGUCCUGAUGAAAAUCCGGACUUCAGUGACAUCGAGUUAAUCCAGCACAUAACUGUCGAUGUGUCUAGAUUAACGAGAUUAUUCCUGGAAGCCAUAUCCAAAUUUAGAUUGCUUAAGAAGACUGCUCAUUUGGUUCUGGUAACAUCCUUAGAGAAGGCCAUCUGGAAUUGGAUGGAUGGAUUCCCUUACGAAUUUUCCGAAUUGCAGAAAAAUCCCAAUGAAGAAAUGAGCAAAUACGCUGAACAACUAUUCGAUAUUUUAGAUGCUUUUGGCGACAACAAGAAAGGAAGAUCAGCCGUUUGGUCUCUUCAAAUAAUGCUGCUGAUUUUAGCUCCAAAAGUUUUGGAGGAGAUAGUAAACGCCGAUAGUGGAGCGCCUUGUUCUCCUCGCCAUAGCAAAAAGAAAAUAUUUAUCGAUAACAUGAAACGAUAUCUCAGCCCGCACAGCAACAAACAACUAACGGAAGCUGCCAUAGUGGCAAGUGUUAAACUUUGCAAAGCUUCAACUUACAUUAACAUCCACGAUUCAAAUCAUGUGGCGUUUGUCUUGGUCCAAAGUAUUUUGAACGACUUAAAGAGCCUCCUGUUCAAUCCACAGAAGCCCUUUUCUAGGGGUCAGAGUUACUCGUAUCAAGACAUGGAGCUCAUGAUUGAUUGUUUCGUAUCUAUUUUCCGCAUAAAGCCACACAAUAACGAGGCACUGAAAGUGUGUUUGAAUCUCAAUUCGCAACCAAGUUUUCAUUUUGUAUUGGUAAGAUCUUUGUACAAAAUAGUCACCCAACCAAGACUGCAUUGGUGGCCUCAGAUAGAUUUAGUUUACAACAAAGCUUCGGAAUUAAGAGCUAUGUUUACUGAUACUUUAAACAAGGUUUCACAAGGUUACAUAGCUCAUACGCCAUUACGAAUGAUUCAAAUCACAUUGAAGGGUAAAGACAACCAAAGCAAGUUCAAAGACCGCGCUGAAGAAGUACACUUGCUACUCUAUAUGGUUAGAUUAGUGCACGCCGAUCCGAUGUUGAUGCUAAAUAAUCAAGGAAAAGCGGGACACGAAAUACAAAGCUCAACGUUGGAAUUAAUAAACGGACUAGUAUCUCUAGUGCACCAGCCAACAAUGCCCGAAGUGGCCCAGGAAGCCAUGGAAGCCCUGCUGGUGCUUCAUCAUCCGGAAAAAAUCGAAGUGUGGAAUCCCGAGGCGCCCAUAAACACAUUCUGGGACGUCAGUUCCCAAGUGAUGUUUUCGAUUUCGCAAAAACUAAUCCAACACCAAAUCAUGAAUUACACCGACAUCCUGAAGUGGCUGCGAGAGAUACUAAUUUGCAGAAAUGCGUUCCUGGCUAAACACAAAGAUUACGCCAACCUGGGCAGCACUAUUGCCAUUUGCAAGCAAGCCCAUAUCAAGUUAGAAGUUGUCUUUUUUAUGUAUUUAUGGAGCGUCGACAUGGAUGCUGUGCUUGUGUCAAUGAGCUGCUUUGCCCUUCUGUGUCAAGAAGCUGAAAUUCGCUGUGGAUCAGAUGAAGUGACAGUCACUUACUUGGUCCCAAAUUACCACGUUUAUCAAGAAUUGGCAGCUGCUUCGCAAGUUCUUACUACUGGACGAGCGGCUCUUCAAAAGAGAAUUAUGGCGCUGCUGAGAAAAAUCGAACAUUGUAUUAAUGGCGUGCAACCGGCUUGGGAGGAAACGUUUAUGAAUUGGAAUGGAGUUUAUAAAAAUUUAUCAACAUAUCCCAAACAGCAAAGAGCCGAAGACGGACAAAUCAUGGAUCCUUUCCACAGGACCAUGGGGAAACGGAGAGCUUCACACCAGAAUUCCGAACAUGACUUGGAGUAUUACAUUUUCUUGAAGGAUCAGAUAAACGAGUGGGCGAAUAUGACAGGGUUCUUGUGUGCUCUAGGAGGAGUUUGUUUACAGAGAAAAUCUCCUUCUAGGCCUCCUUUAUCAACCAGCUCACAUUCUAGCUUGUCUUCGAUGACAAUAAGCUCUGUAGGGAGCGCUCUCGGCGCAGAGCCUAUUAUUUGUAGCAGCAAAAGCAAAAAUCCGCUACAAGGCGCGCCUCCUCAGACACCCUUAGACUCUCGCCAGUAUUGCCCAGUUACUUCCUUCGUGGAUUUGCUAUUGCGCUUACUAGUCUGUUCUAAUGAAAAGUUUGGAGCUCAAAUACAAAAACACGUGAAGGAGUUGAUCGGUCACGAGAUGUCCUCGGCUCUGUACCCGAUUCUAUUCGAACAAAUCAAAUCGAUCGUGGACAAAUUCUUCGAUAUAUCAGGCCAGGUCGUGGUUACCGAACUGAACACCCAGUUCGUCGAGCACAUUAUCUUCAUAAUGAAGAACAUCUUGGAUUGCACUAAGAACGAUCAGCCCUCGGAGCAUUUGGGCGUGACCAGCAUAGAGGGCAUGAUGCUGUCUAUCGUGAGAUACGUCAGGUACCUCGACAUGACGGUUCACGCCAUUCACAUGAAGACCAAACUCUGUCAGCUGGUCGAAACGAUGAUGCUGAGAAGAGACGACCUGGCCUUCCGGCAGGAAAUGAAAUUCCGGAAUAAACUGGUGGAAUAUUUGUCGGACUGGAUCAUGGGCAACUCGCACCAAAUCGCCCCGCCCGGCUCCGGCGACGUCACCACCAUCGCCAGGGAAUUGGAUCAAGCGUGCAUGGAGGCCGUUGCGGCUCUGCUCCGAGGCCUCCCCUUGCAGCCCGAAGAAUCCGACAGAGGCGAUCUGAUGGAAGCCAAGAGCCAGCUGUUCUUGAAAUAUUUCACCCUGUUCAUUAAUCUGCUGGGAGAUUGCUCGGAACUGACCGACGAAAAAGAUAUCACCAAGUCCAAAGUGUUCAAUUCGAGGCAUAACAACUUACGAAGCGCUACCAUACAGGCCAUGUCGAAUUUGCUUUCGGCCAACAUCGACAGCGGCCUCAUGCAUUCAAUAUAUUUGGGUUAUAACAAGGACCUUCAAACGAGAGCAGCUUUUAUGGAGGUGUUGACUAAGAUUCUGCAACAGGGCACUGAGUUUGAUACCUUAGCUGAAACUGUCCUUGCAGAUCGUUUCGAGCAAUUAGUUCAGCUCGUAACUAUGAUAAGUGACAAGGGCGAAUUGCCGAUAGCAGUCGCUUUGGCGAACGUUGUAACUACCUCGCAAAUGGACGAACUCGCUAGGGUGUUCGUCACGUUAUUCGACGCCAAACAUUUAUUAUCGCCUCUGCUCUGGAACAUGUUCUACAGAGAAGUGGAAGUAUCGGAUUGCAUGCAAACGUUGUUCCGGGGCAACAGUUUGGGCAGCAAAAUCAUGGCGUUUUGCUUCAAAAUAUACGGAGCUAGUUAUUUGCAAACGCUUUUGGAACCUUUGAUAAGGCCGCUGUUGGAGGAGCCGUUUUCGAGUUUCGAGGUCGAUCCAGCGCGAUUGGAAGCAAACGAGGACAUCGAAGAGAACAGACAGAAUCUCAUAGCGCUAACUCAAGAAGUGUUCGACGCUAUCGUCAACUCCGCGGAUAAGUUCCCUCCUCAGUUGCGGUCAAUGUGCCAUUGCUUGUAUCAAGUUUUGAGUAAAAGAUUCCCGUCGGUUCCGCAGAAUAAUAUCGGAGCCGUGGGUACAGUGAUAUUUUUACGCUUUAUUAAUCCUGCCAUUGUUUCCCCUCAAGAAAUGGGAAUAGUUUGUAAACCAGUACCUAGUUCAGUAAAGAGAGGACUGAUGCUGAUGUCUAAGAUACUGCAGAACAUCGCGAACCACGUGGAGUUCAGCAAAGAGCAGCACAUGCUGCCGUUCAACGAUUUCCUGCGGGCCCACUUCGAGAGCGGCCGCCGAUUUUUCAUUCAGAUCGCGUCCGAUUGCGAAACCGUCGAUCAAACGUCGCACUCGAUGUCGUUUAUAUCCGACGCCAACGUGCUGGCGUUGCAUCGACUCUUGUGGAACCACCAGGAGAAAAUCGGCGAUUAUUUGUCGAGCAGUCGCGAUCACAAAGCGGUGGGACGGCGCCCGUUUGAUAAAAUGGCGACUCUUCUGGCGUACUUGGGACCUCCCGAACACAAACCAGUCGAUUCUCAUAUGUUGUUUUCGUCGUAUGCUAGAUGGAGUUCGAUAGAUAUGUCGUCUAACAACUUCGAAGAAAUCAUGGUGAAGCAUAACAUGCACGAAAAGGAAGAGUUCAAAUCUAUUAAAACUCUGAACAUCUUUUAUCAAUCGGGCACUAGCAAGAGUGGAUACCCAGUGUUCUACUACAUUGCUAGGAGAUUCAAGUUCGGUGAAACGAACGGCGAUUUGCUUAUAUACCACGUCAUUCUCACGUUGAAACCUUUCUGUCACGCUCCUUUCGAAAUCGUAGUGGAUUUCACGCACACCAGCACUGAUAACAAAUUCAGAACGGAGUUCCUGCAGAAGUGGUUUCACGUUUUACCCGAGGUUGCUUACAUCAAUUGCUACGCCGCUUACGUGUAUAAUUGCAACAAUUGGGUGCGAGAAUACACGAAAUUCCACGAGAGAAUCCUAGCACCCUUGAAGGGUUGUCGUAAAUUGAUCUUCGUCGAAUCGAUGAACAGAUUGUGCGAUUACAUCGAGGCAGAACAACAAAAACUGCCAGGAGCCACGCUGAGCUUGGACGAAGAUCUGAAAGUGUUCCACAACGCUUUGAAAUUGUCCCACAAAGAUACGAAAGUAGCUAUUAAAGUCGGCCCUACUGCCAUUCAGAUAACAUCGUCUGAGAAAACGAAAGUCCUUUCGCAUUCGGUACUGCUCAAUGAUGUGUAUUAUGCUUCAGAAAUCGAAGAAGUGUGCCUAGUGGAUGAUAACCAAUUUACUUUGACUAUAGUAAACGACAGUAGCCCUCUUAGUUUUAUUCAUAACGACUGUGAUAGUAUAGUGCAAGCUAUUGUACAUAUAAGGAAUCGAUGGGAGCUUAGCCAACCCGAUUCCGUAACAGUUCACCAAAAAAUUCGACCAAAAGAUGUACCGGGAACAUUACUCAAUAUGGCAUUACUUAAUUUGGGUUCGUCCGAUCCGAAUUUGAGAACAGCAGCUUACAAUCAGUUGUGCGCCUUGACGGCGACUUUCGAUCUCAAAAUUGAAGGGCAGUUGUUGGAAACUCAGGGGUUGUGCAUUCCAUCCAAUAAUACUAUAUUCAUAAAAUCAGUAUCAGAAAAAUUAGCAACGAACGAGCCCCAUUUAACAUUAGAAUUCCUAGAGGAGUGUAUACAAGGUUUUAGAGUGUCCAGCAUAGAGUUGAAGCAUCUGUGCUUGGAGUACAUGACGCCCUGGCUACCGAACCUAGUUAGAUUUUGUAAGGCAUCAGAAGAGAAUAAAAGACAGAAACAAGUAUCCGGAAUCAUCGAACAAUUGAUACUAUUAACCAUCGAGGAGGUGCAAAUGUAUCCUUCGAUCCAGGCGAAAAUUUGGGGUUCCAUCGGGCAAGUGCCGGAACUGAUCGAUAUGGUGUUAGACAAUUUCAUUCACAAAUCUGUCCAUUCGGGUUUAGGCUCUCCCAUGGUGGAAAUCAUGGCCGACACGGCCGUCGCACUCGCCUCGGCCAAUGUCCCUUUGGUGGCCAAAAAAAUUAUCGGAAGGCUGUGCAGGGUAAUAAAAAAAAAUGCAAAGGACAUAAUUGUAAGACUUGUAAGAGAAGUCAGAUUUAACCAACCGUCAUUGGUGGUCGAUAAAACGUGCCAAUCCCCCACACCGCUUUUAGAACAGCACAUGAUGUGGGACGACAUAGCCAUUUUAGCGAGAUAUCUCCUAAUGUUGUCAUUUAACAAUAGUUUAGACGUAGUAAGGCACCUACCUUACUUAUUCCAUACAGUUACAUUCCUCGUGUGUUCCGGAUCGUUGAGCAUGCGCGCUUCGACGCACGGCCUCGUCAUCAACAUCAUCCAUUCGCUCUGUACGUGCACGAAGCCUUCGUUCUCCGAAGAGACCCAGCGGCUGCUCCGGCUGUCGCUCGACGAAUUCUCGCUGCCCAAGUUCUACCUGCUAUUCGGAAUCAGCAAGGUCAAAUCGGCGGCGGUCACCGCGUUCAGAUCGAGCUACAGGCACCCGAACGAAAAGUGGUUCGGCAACGAACGCAGCUUCUCGGGCACGGGCAAUCAGGACCGCGAAAGGCUAUCGUUGACUUCUCUAGAGGUCAUCACCGACGCUCUGCUCGAGAUCAUGGAGGCCUGCAUGCGGGACAUCCCCGACUGCGAUUGGUUGAAGAAUUGGACGUCGCUGGCGAAGUCUUUCGCGUUCUGUUUCAACCCGGCCCUGCAACCGCGGGCUCUCAUCGUCUUCGGUUGCAUAAGCAAAAGCAUCACGGACUUCGACAUGAAGCAGCUGCUGAAGAUUCUGGUCACCGCUUUGGAGAGUUUCAACGACAUGGCGCUCAUCGAGUCUAUCGUCAUGUGCUUGACGCGCCUCCAGCCUCUGCUCAGGCCCGAGUCGUCGAUUCACAAGGCUUUGUUUUGGGUGGCCAUUUCGGUGUUGCAAUUGGACGAGAGCUCGCUGUACGCCUCCGGCCUGGCUCUGUUGGAGCAGAAUUUGCACACGUUGGACUCGCAAGGAACGUUCGAAACCGAGAGUUUGGAAGUCGUAAUGUUGCUGACGCGCGAACCGCUCGAAUGGCACUUCAAGCAACUGGACCACGCAGUCGGUUUAAGCUUCAAGGCUAACUUUCAUUUUGCUCUAGUAGGCCAUUUGCUCAAGGGAUACCGCCAUCCCACGCCCACUACAGUGUCCAGGACUGUUAGGAUAUUGACCAAUCUUUUAACCAUCGUCGCUAAGCCUCACAAAAGAGAUAAAUUCGAAGUCACCAUCGACAGCGUCGCGUAUCUCACAGCUUUGGUUGGCGUUUCCGAAGAGGUGAAGAGCAGGUGUCACAUAAAGCACGCCAUUCCUCGCGGCCUGUCCGAUUCGGUUUCGCAGAAUAAUUUUAGCGGCGAUAACGCUCAAGGCGCCGGUAACAGUUCGCAGCAACAUCAGGGCGCGGCGGGCGCUUCGCAGGGUAACGUGAACCGAAGGCAAAAGUCCUGGGAUUUGCUCGACCAGUCCGCCCUGGCUCAAGCCAGGAUCAAGCAGCCCGCCGUCACGCAGGCGCAACAUCAGACUGCACGAGCCCUCUUCAAAACCCAACGUUCUUUUUCCAUGCCCACGCCAAAAGAACAGAAACCUCUCGAUGAAGAGGAGAGCAAGAACCGGAGCGCGAGAGCGUCAGUCAGUAACGAAAACAACGUUCUGCUGGACUCGGAAGUGUUGAACGAUUACGCGGUACAGGCGCUCGUAUUGACUACUCUAGCUACUUUAGUCAAAUACAGCACCGACGAGGCCGAAACCACAACUCUCUACCAAUACCUCGCCGAAGGAGCGGUGGUAUUCCCGAAAGUAUUCCCAGUGAUUUACAAUCUCAUCGAUAUGAAAAUCAACAACGUACUAACUUCAUGCCACGAUCCUCAAAUACUAAGUGCAGUUAGAAGUAUAAUUCAAAAUAUGAUUGCUUGUGACGAUACAGGACAACAACAGUUGCAUUAUUUGCAAAGUUGUGGAUUCGGUGGGCUGUGGAGAUUUGCAGGACCAUUCAAUAAGUACAACAAUGUACCGGAAAGCUGCGAGCUUUUCGUGAAUUGUUUGGAAGCGAUGGUGGUGACGUGCCUUCCGUCUGACGAUGUGGAAGCCGAGAACGGGGAAUUGACCCAGUACCCUUCGAUGUUGAGCGUCAGCUCGACGAUGAACCUGUCGUCGAGCAUGUCGAGCCUGACGCUGGGCUCGCCGACCGAGCGGGAGAUGAUGAUUCGCGACGUCGAAGGGGGCAGCACGACGUCCUUGGGCCGAAGUAAGCACCGUAAUAUCAAAGGCAAAUCCCACGCCCACUCUGAAAACUCUUCUUUACAUGAAUAAGGAAAGAAUCGUUAGAAGGAAUGUUGUCAUCUUUCUUUGUUUUGCAUACCAUCAGGCCGAAAACGUGACUUAAAAAUUUGGGCAACGAUCCAAACCUUUGGCCAUAUGUGAUAUGGCCGAAAAGUGGAUGUUUUUAUGACAGACUCCUCCAAGAAUCACUUUGUUUGCGAGAGGAAUCGGUGAGGGGUGUUUAUUUAUCUAUUUUAGAGGGGCCACUACUGUUUUGUAACAAGUAAAAUUUAAAUAAUCGUUCCACUGAAUAAUACAUACCGAUCUCUGCGAAGGGUUACUUGAAAAGUUACCGUUUCUUCAGUAUAUUUAAUAAGCAUACUUCGAUCUACCACUAUUUAACAAUAGGUAUUAUAAAAUUAAUCUAAAUGUCGUUCUUAGAUCGCUAAAUAAUCGUAGCUAGCUAAACUGUUUAGAAUUUCUGAGUAACAUAUUAUGAUACUUUAUUUACCGGUUUCACGAUAUGAUGCAAUACGAUGCACAAAAAGUUUGAUUAAUACAGAUAAUCAAAGAACACACGUUUCAUAGAAGUAGAACUUUGUGGCCUUUUUAACAGAUAUUUUGCCGUCAUUGAGAUAAAAUUGAUUGUGAUUGAGCAUAAUUUUAAGUGCAUUAAUUUAGAUUUGUUAUAAUAAAACAACAAUCUUCCCGAACAAAUUUGUGGGAUCAUUUUCCCGAGGUUCCAAAAAACUUCUUAGGAGUAAGCUAUUGUUCCUUGUGUACAAUGGUUCGUGUAACCACUAGUAAAUUUAAGAAUAACUAAAAAUAUGUACAUCAAUACGAAUUGUGUAAUAAUUUUUUCGGAUUGUAAGAAACUUUUUGGGUUGGAGGAGCACAAUCAACUUUUAUAUGUGGUGAUGGUAUUGAAUUAUACACGGGAUAUUCUUGUACGAGGUCGCCGGUUGGUUAGUUUGGGCCUGCUCGAAUAUCCGUAUUAGCCAAGAUUUAUUAUUAUACUUAAGACUAAAACACUUGUAUUUUCUGCAUAUUUUUUGUCUGAAUUUUUUCGAAGAAGGUGUACAAAAUACAAGCCAAAACAAGUUGAAAUUUCGUAUUUUCAGAAGGAUCCGUCCCUUCUGUUUCGUACGGGCUGAAACUUACAAAUCAUUUUGUUGUCUUCAACAAAAACUGAAUACGCUUAUUAAUGAUACUUUUUAUCGUAGGGAUACAUAUAUUCUAAACUAAUUUGCAAUAUUUACAGUGGAAAUAAACAGUAAGUCAUUAAUAAAGAAAACUUUUUCAGCCACAGUAUUGGCAUGGCACGAUUCCCAUACAAACUAUUUAAGGGGAUCCGAUUGUAUGUUAGUUACCGCAUUCUAUCGCGCCAACUGUGGUUUUCUGCCUUGACUUACUAUCGAGUGAAAUCCACUUAGUUCAGGGAUGCUUAUAUCAUAGUUGUUGUACAUAUAUAUUAUAUAUAAAAUCUAGUGCUGACAUAGUUGUUAUUUACUUAUCUUCGGUGUUCAAAACGACUAGAUAUACUUUUUUCUUAUUCUUGGGUGUCACGUGCCGAUGACUUAGGUAUUGUAAGAUUGAAUCGAAUCCCAUUGUGAUGUGUCCACGUCUUAAAUGUUUAUUCUCUUGUAGCCCUUUUGAGAUUGAUUGUAAUUACCAUCGGUGCGCCUCGAAUUACGUCCGACAGCGUAAUUCGUCCCGCACAGGCUACAAGGGCGGGCAAUUCGAAAAUGUGAUAAAAAACAUUUUGAAGCUAACAUGUCCACGUUUGAUGUUUCCUUGGAUUUUAAUUUUUGCACUACAGUUAACAGUUCGGCCUAUUGACUAAAGGAAUCGGUUUAACGAAAGCGAAACGAUUAGAAUUCGUAGUGAUUUAAACGACUAUUUAUUUUUUGGACCAGUCUGUCGUAAAGGGGUUCACUGACGAUUACGCUUAUUCAGCUUUUUAGCUGGACCUUAGGCCUAGGUUUGAAACGCCAGCGCGGACGUAAUCGGGAAUAUCGGACUUCCAAAGGUUCCUGAAGAGUCUCUUUUUGGCUUUGUCUACUUGUUUAUUUAUCGUUGGGUGAUCGGAAGUUGUGCUAGGAAGCACACUUCGUAUUUUUUGAUUGUGCUCGCCAUUGAAACUGACGGCAAGGAAUUAAUUAUCCAACGAUAAUCGGGCUAUUUAGGAACGCGAAGGUUUUAUUCCGAUUGCGUCUUUCUGUACACUUUCCAAUCUAGGUUAUUUUCAUCUUUGCCUCAAUUAUAUUAUAAGGAGUGUAUGGAAGUUUUGAAUAAAAAAAAUAAGCAAAUGACAAUACUUUCUCUGUAUCUAACGACUGAUAUUUAUUUCAACAUUCAUGCAGUCAAAACUCAAAACUUACUCUUUCACCUUAACGGCGUGAGGUAAUGAGAGGGUUUCAAAAUCUAGAGGAAGUGUUUUCUAAAUUUUGAAAGGUUUUUGUUGAGUAAGACAAUAAUUGUGAAAAUUUAACUCGUUUCAUUGGGUUGACUUAUUUUAGAAUGGGAAAGGAAAUUCCAUUGCCUGAUGGUAUGCUGACAAAGGCGGGUAUAUAUGAUGCAAAAUAAUUUUCACUGAAACAGACGAUUUUGUUGGGAACCAGCAGAAUGCGGACAUAGAUUUUUUAUAAGACUUUUUCUGUAGCGUGUGUGUCGUUUUGAGUCCAUCGAAAUCGUCUGUUUGGGGGCAUUUUAAUAUCGUAUAUGCUCGAAGAAGCCCGUGUUCAUUUUUUUAUUAAAGAAAUAAAUUUUUGUAAAGUUAAUCCUAUUAAGACUGCUACUUUUUAUUCAGAGUUAAGGUUUAAUGAAAAUGGACAUAAUGAGGUAAAGAUGACAUAAAUGUUUCUUCUAACUAUUUGUUAUAAUAUUCUAAAUAAACUUAAGGAUAUGUGAAACCAGAUGUACAAAAUAUUAUCUACUAUAUUGUACGCAUUAAUUUCAUGCAUAAAAAUUAAUUUUUAUAUAACAUAUACAUCUCAGUAUUUUUAAGACUUUUUUUUGUUCAAUUCGUAAUAAUAAUUAACUGGUUUAUUUUGCUUAGUUCGAAACGAAAUAACUGAUUUUAGUAAAAAAAAUUAGUUUAUGUAAAACUAAUUGCACCAGUCUCUAUUUAUAUUAAUAGAACACACGGUCAGUAAAAGUUAUUUAUUUACUUUUUUUUAGAUUAUUUUAACCGGUACAGGUUUGUGUCUUGUACAUAAUCGUAUUAUGAUAUUUUCUUAUAAAAAUAGUUCCUUAAUAUAUAUUAUUUAUUACAUAGAUUAUGAGCAUAAUUAUGAAAUGGUUGUUUAAAUUUGUAUUUGGUUCUUUUUUAAUUGCGCAAGAUUUUAUUUAAUAAUUAAUUCAUUAAUUAAUGGAUUGUUUUUAUUGAUCUUCUCGAGCUUCGGUGGCUGUUUUAAAAUUAUACUUUUAAUCUGUUUAGCACAAAUGAAUAACCACACAGACCUAUACUUUAAACAAGCAUUCAUAGUUUUGUUUUUCAUGACAAUUUUUUCGUAGUUUUAUUGCAUUUAAAUGGUUUCAAAGAACGAUAGGUACUGAGGUCUAUCUAUCAUAUUAAAACAAAAAAAAAAACAUUUUCACAUAUCCCAUUUUUCCAAAUAUUAUUGUCUUAAAUGUACAAAUUAGUAGUUGCUAGUUCUAAUUGUGUUCACGAUACAUAUUGGGAAUGGAUUCUUACCGAUAAACGGCAAGAAAUACGUCCAAUUUAUCCAUAAUCAAUAGCUGUUUACACAACAAGUAUAUCUUACUUUUUCAAUAUUACUCAUAGUGCUUUAGGUGAUUUUAAAAUGCAUUAACUCCGAGGAAAGAUCGCGAUACUUUUUCUGCAACCGAAAAAAGGAAUAGAUAAUUCUAUUAUUACACUGAUUGUUACUUUGUAACUGAGUACAAUAGGUCGCAGAAAAAGCACUUGCGAUUAAAUUCCCCAAUUGGAUUUUGUUCAUGUUCAUAACAACGAAAAACUCGAGCAAUGCUCGGGCAGAUCACUAGGCAGAAUAGCAGCAAACGGUCCGGAUAAAAUGUUCAAAAUAAAAUGUACAAUGUUCAAAAACCGGGAAACUUCCUUCAGCACCGGGUGCACUACUUUGUCCUUCAUAAUGUUAGUUACUAAUUAAUGUUAUUAAAAUUGAACGAGUGAACGUGAUUCACAAUAUCAUUCGAUAAUCAUGUCAACUGGUUUGGACCAAAGAGAUAUUUCCGACGUACCCGGAAGAAAUCUAGCGCGCAUUUGCAGGAGAUGGAUCAUCCAAUAAGACGUUAACACAAGUAUCCAGCAACACUCGCUGCAAUUAGUGAUAAUAAACAGGUUCCUUUUUCUAAACACAUGUGGGCAAUCUUCAUUUCGGCACGUGCCUUUUAUUAUACUUAGGAACGUGAAUUCGAUUCACUGUAAUGUACUUCAAUGCUGAUAGCAAUAAUGUAGUAUAAUCAUUAUGUAGACUUUCGCCAGGUAAUAUACACCUGGCUUUGUUUGCCAGGUCUUAGAUCUGCGUGCAGGUGCAAACUUAACGUUUGUGUAAGUUUUUUCUUUCGGACAAUAUACCGAUUGCGCUAGCAAUCCUGUAAUAAUUAUAGUUUACUAAAUCGGAACGAUUAAUUGUGUAAUUGACGUGGACAGUAUUUGCCUGUGAUGGUUCUACAACGAACAUAUGAAACCACGUCUAUUCCUAUGAUUUUUUUUAAUACAUCUAAGUUCAUCACUCUUCCCUCAUUUUCUGCUUUGCAGUUAAACGGUUUUGGAAGGUAAUUUUGUUCCCAGUACAUAUAAAAAAAUGCAAUUUAAUGACUAUAUAAGCAUGAAAGUUGUUUCCAUAAAUUUACGCAUGGAAUUGCGGCUAAAACGUAAAUAUAUUAAACUCGAAUUGUACUAAUUCGUCGCCUUCGUGUAAAACAUAACACCAGUAUCGAUUGGAUACAACCUCUAUUUUUUAGAACUACGGAUUUGUAAAUUUUAUACUACUUCAAUUAUUUUAUCAAAGUAUAUUACAAUAUCUUAGCUUAUAGAACCUAUUGAAUCACUACAAUAUUCUAAAUUAAUUAUAAUUUGUAACGUAAUUGUUUGUUAUGUGUAUAAAAAAAAAGUGUGUGCACUACUAUUAACACCGAAUAUGUUCAUAAUUACAUACCUCUUAGAUAAAUGUUUCUAUAUACGUACGGACUCGGAAAAAUUCUGCCCAAAAGCUGAUCUGCCCCGAAGGGCAUUGCUCCAUUUGGAUGUGAAACCGCGCUAUUUCACAAUAUUUAUCGUGUCCAAGCAUCGAAUCUGUCUUUGUUACAGAAAUGUUUUAAAAUAUCUUAAUGUUUUUAAGAUCUAUUUGUUUCUACUCAGAUAUAUGUGUCAUGCUGUUGAUUGGCGAUACUAUAAAUGUAAUGUUGACGAAAUUACAUUGGCUCAGUAAUUUUUUUCCAACAGAAGCAUUUAUUGUAUUAUUCGUGUGUAUGUAUAAAUGUUGUAUUUUGACUUUAUCGAUUGGUAACAGUUUAAAUCCUGCUUAGUAAGAGCAAAAAAAAAAUAACCUGAACUUGUCCUUUACAUUUUCUAGAUGUUAUGAUAAAUGUGCCCCAUUUGUUCCUCUAAUUAAUUCUUAGUUUAAAACAUGCUCAUACUUAAAGUAUUGAUUGUUUUACGUGAAUUUAAUAUGUUCACAACAAAUUUCCCGUUGGAAUUGAAACAGGUUUAAGAAUCUAAACUAGCAGGAAAUGAAAAGCAGCAAUAAAAUAAGAGAUCGGUUUAUUAUUCAUUAGUAGAAUGGUCGAAUGAUGCCGUUUCAACCACUAUCUACCUCUAUUUAUAGGUGAAAAAUAUUAGUAGGUAAUUUUUGUUUUGGGGAUAAAAAUUGGUAUUGCCUUGAAAGGGAGAAAUAAAAAAGCCACGAAAUUUAUUUCUUGCGCUUCAACUGAAUAAUACUUGUAUUACUAGGGCGUUUUCGCCGGAUUCUACUGAUGAAUACGAGGCUUGACUCUGGGCAACGGCGAGACUGUUUAAUCAAAAUAACAUUUAAUUUAUUAAAAUUAAUACUCGUGUGCCAAAAGUUUUUGUGUCAAGUAAUAUUUUGCAAGAAUAAGAAAACAGCGAUUAGGUAGAUGAAAGUAGUUCAUUUGAACUCCACUUUCUUCUUAAUCCGAAAUAAUAUAAUAAACCUACUUUGGUACAUAAAUGGCAUUUGUUUAAAAAGUAGAUAUAACUAGCAAGUCUCAACAUAGUCUACUUGACACUAGUGACACUAAUUUUAAAUAAAAUAUGAAUAUUCAAAGUAAUAUAUUUUUAUAUGACUUAUUAAACGCAACAGUGCAAAAACAGAUUUGUCGUUGAUUUGAAGGUAAUGGCUGUUGAAUAGUACCUUAAUUGUUGGUGAAUGACACAUUUUAUAUCGAGUAGCUAUUGUUAAAUUUUUUUGUAUUAACGUUCAUUUUUGUUAAGCUCAUUUUAAUUUAUCCAUAUAUAAAAUUCUAUUUGUGAUAGAUUUAUUCCUUGUAAAAGAAAAUAUGUAUGUUUCUUAAAAAAUAUGACGUUUGUAUUUAAGAUAUUACAUAUAUAUAUACAGAGC
This is a messenger RNA of Phyllotreta striolata, 14971 nucleotides long. Lineage: Eukaryota; Metazoa; Arthropoda; Insecta; Coleoptera; Chrysomelidae. The record is from the annotation of a GenBank genome assembly.